Ustilaginoidea virens is the source of this 543-nucleotide messenger RNA. RefSeq lists its product as uncharacterized. Gene Ontology annotation, cellular component: nucleus. The transcript has 4 exons. NCBI's taxonomy places the organism in Eukaryota, Fungi, Ascomycota, Sordariomycetes, Hypocreales, Clavicipitaceae. The record is from RefSeq and is a predicted model, not a curated record. Bases 1 to 543 code for a protein of 180 amino acids.
AUGCCAAGCUCCCUACAGAAGACCCGCAAGCAAAUCGCCAAGAAGCGCAAUGGAGAAGUUAAUGCCCUUCACGCCAAAUCGAGGGACUCGAUGCGCCUGCACAAAGCUGGAGUCCGAGACCAGAGAUUAGAAAAGCUCGCGGCUGCUAGAGCUAGGAGGGAACAACCCAUUGUUGAUCGAGUGGCAUUCUUCCAGCAGUGUCUCGCUGAAAAGGAUAAUAUGCCCUUUGGCGUGGAAGCUGUUCAGUCCUCGAUCCAAAAGUUUAUUCAUCAAUAUGACGAGGAAUAUGACUCCAUCAAAAAGGUCCGGCGUCCAGGUCGACCCGCCAGUGCCAGAGAGGACAUUCUAAAGGCGAAGAUGGGUGCGUUGGAAAUAGAGUAUCAGAGAGGUUUCGUUCUCCCAGACUUCAUGUCUGAUCAAAGCGCAAAGCUUCUGGAAAAUUGGAAGGGCGAAUGGGCUUACUUGGCGACAUUAUCAUGGAUCAAACUAUCGAGUGCUGGCCAGGUCAGACCAGCUGAAUUUCCUUCAAAGGGCAUUAGCUAA